AUGGACGUGUGCUCAGCGGGCCUCAUCCGCACAGACAGCGCUGACUACUUCAUUGAGCCCCUGGAGCGGGGGCAGCAGGACAAGGAGGCCAUCGGGAGGACGCAUGUGGUGUACCGGCGGGAAGCCGUCCAGCAGGAGUGGGCGGAGCCGCACGAGGACCUUCACAAUGAAGCCUUUGGCCUGGGCGACCUUCCCAACCUGCUGGGCCUGGUGGGGGACCAGCUGGGUGAAGCGGAGAGGAAGCGGCGACACGCCAAGGCAGGCAGCUACAGCAUCGAGGUGCUGCUGGCAGUGGACGACUCGGUGGUUCGCUUCCACGGCAAGGAGCACGUGCAGAACUAUGUCCUCACCCUCAUGAACAUCGUGGAUGAGGUCUACCACGACGAGUCCCUGGGGGUCCACAUCAACAUUGCCCUUGUCCGCUUGAUCAUGGUGGGCUACCGCCAGUCCCUGAGCCUGAUCGAGCGUGGGAAUCCCUCACGCAGCCUGGAGCAGGUGUGUCGCUGGGCGCAUUCCCAGCAGCGCCAGGACCCUGGCCACGCAGAGCACCAUGACCACGUUGUCUUCCUCACACGGCAGAACUUUGGGCCCUCAGGGUAUGCGCCCGUCACAGGCAUGUGCCACCCCCUGAGAAGCUGUGCCCUUAACCACGAGGACGGCUUCUCCUCGGCCUUCGUGGUGGCCCACGAGACCGGCCACGUGCUCGGCAUGGAACACGACGGCCAGGGCAAUGGCUGCGCGGAUGAGACCAGCCUGGGCAGCGUCAUGGCGCCCCUGGUGCAGGCUGCCUUCCACCGCUUCCACUGGUCCCGCUGCAGCAAGCUGGAGCUCAGCCGCUACCUCCCUUCCUAUGACUGCCUCCUCGACGACCCCUUUGAGUCCACCUGGCCCCGGCCCCCGGAGCUGCCUGGGGUUGACUACUCAAUGGACGAGCAGUGCCGCUUUGACUUCGGCAGUGGAUACCAGACCUGCUUGGCGUUCAGGACCUUUGAGCCCUGCAAGCAGCUGUGGUGCAGCCACCCUGACAACCCAUACUUCUGCAAGACCAAGAAGGGGCCCCCACUGGAUGGGACCGGGUGUGCACCAGGCAAGUGGUGCUUCAAAGGUCACUGCAUCUGGAAGUCGCCAGAGCAGACUUACGGCCAGGACGGAGGCUGGAGCUCGUGGACCAAGUUUGGGUCAUGUUCGCGGUCAUGCGGGGGCGGGGUGCGAUCCCGCAGCCGGAGCUGCGACAACCCCCACCCAGCCUACGGAGGCCGCCCGUGCUCAGGGCCCACGUUCGAGUACCAGGUGUGCAACAGCGAGGACUGCCCCGGGCCCUACGAGGACUUCCGGGCCCAGCAGUGUGCCAAGCGCAACUCCUACUACACCCACCAGAACGCCAAGCACAGCUGGGUCCCCUACGAGCCUGACGACGACGCCCAGAAAUGCGAGCUGAUCUGCCAGUCGGCGGAGACGGGGGACGUGGUAUUCAUGAAUCAGGUGGUCCACGACGGGACGCGCUGCAGCUACCGGGACCCGUACAGCGUGUGUGCCCGCGGCGAGUGUGUGCCCGUCGGCUGUGACAAGGAGGUGGGGUCCAUGAAGGCCGAUGACAAGUGCGGAGUCUGUGGUGGUGACAACUCACACUGCAGGACUGUGAAGGGGACACUGGGCAAGGCCUCCAAGCAGGCAGGAGCCAAACUGGUGCAGAUCCCGGCGGGUGCCAGGCACAUCCAGAUUGAGGCCCUGGAGAAGGCACCCAACCGCAUUGUGGUGAAGAACCAGGUGACGGGCAGCUUCAUCCUCAACCCCAAGGGCAAGGGAGCCGCGAGCCGGACCUUCACCGCCAUGGGCCUGGAGUGGGAGGACGCAGUGGAGGACUCCAAGGAGAGCCUCAAGACCAGCGGGCCCCUGCCUGAGGCCAUCACAGUCCUGGUGCUCCCCGCAGCUGAGGGUGGCCCCCGCAGCAGCCUGGCCUACAAGUAUGUCAUCCAUGAGGACCUGCUGCCCCUCAUUGGGAGCAACAACGUGCUCCUGGAGGAGACGGACACCUACGAGUGGGCGCUCAAGAGCUGGGCACCCUGCACCAAGGCCUGUGGGGGAGGGCUCCAGUUCACCAAAUACGGCUGCCGGCGCAGACGUGACCACCACAUGGUGCAGCGGCACCUGUGUGACCACAAGAAGAGGCCCAAGCCCAUCCGCCGGCACUGCAACCAGCACCCCUGCUCCCAGCCUGCGUGGGUGACGGAAGAGUGGAGCCCCUGCAGCCGGAGCUGCGGGAAGCUGGGGGUGCAGACUCGGGGGGUACAGUGCCUGCUGCCCCUCUCCAAUGGCACCCGCAAGGCCAUGCCGGCCAAGGCCUGCUCCGGGGACCGGCCUGAGGCUCGGCGGCCCUGCCUCCGCGUGCCCUGCCCAGCCCAGUGGCGGACGGGAGCCUGGUCCCAGUGCUCGGCCACCUGUGGGGAGGGCAUCCAGCAGCGGCAGGUGGUGUGCCGGACCAGCGCCAACAGUCUCGGGCAGUGCGAGGGGGAGAAGCCGGACACCGUCCAGGUCUGCAGCCUGCCCGCCUGCGGAGGAAAUCUCCAGAACUCCACAGUGAAGGCCGACAUCCAGGAACUUGUGACUCCAGAGGGGCAGUGGGUGCCACAGUCCGGACCCCUACAUCCCAUUAACAAGAUACCAGCAACGGAGCCCUGCCUGGGGGACAGGUCCAUCUACUGCCAGAUGGAAGUGCUCGGUCGCUACUGCUCCAUUCCUGGCUACCGCCGGCUGUGCUGCGAGUCCUGUACCAAGAAGGCCAUGGGCCCCGACGCUAGCCCAGACCCUGGCCUGACCUCGCCACCCACUGUCUUCACGCCUGGGAGCCCCUUACCAGGACCCGAGGCCCCUCCAGAUGCUGUGGAGCCCACCAGGGAGCCAGCGGGAUCAGAUGACCUUCGGCAUGGCCGACCCACACAGCUCCCAGGACCUCCGGACACAAGCUCCCCGGUGACCCAGCGUCUCUCUGCCCCCCAGAAACUGAGCCCUAGAGCAUUCUGGGGCACCUCCCCUACCACCCUGGGGGGACAGCCUUGGGGCUGGACUCAGGCACCUGUGCCAGCCUCCAAGGACAAAGGGUGGCCCAGGGAAGACCCCGAGCAUCCAGGUACCAGCCUCCCUGCCACCUCCCCGGUGACAUGAGCCACGCCCCACCAUCCCACCAGUGACGUUUACACUGUG
Propithecus coquereli (Coquerel's sifaka) is the source of this 3201-nucleotide messenger RNA. RefSeq names its product ADAM metallopeptidase with thrombospondin type 1 motif, 14 (gene ADAMTS14). Gene Ontology annotation, molecular function: metalloendopeptidase activity. Bases 1 to 3162 code for a protein of 1053 amino acids. The transcript has 21 exons. Gene Ontology annotation, cellular component: extracellular matrix. Gene Ontology annotation, biological process: proteolysis; extracellular matrix organization. The record is from RefSeq and is a predicted model, not a curated record. Lineage: Eukaryota; Metazoa; Chordata; Mammalia; Primates; Indriidae.